Cercospora beticola is the source of this 1329-nucleotide messenger RNA. RefSeq names its product NAD(P)H-dependent flavin oxidoreductase. Gene Ontology annotation, molecular function: nitronate monooxygenase activity. NCBI's taxonomy places the organism in Eukaryota, Fungi, Ascomycota, Dothideomycetes, Mycosphaerellales, Mycosphaerellaceae. The record is from RefSeq and is a predicted model, not a curated record.
UGGUAGCAUGGGAACGGCAUCCUGAUAGGUCACUUCGUGACCUCUAUUCACGAAGAACAACCUAGUUCAUUGUCGCCGCCACAUUGCCGAGUCUUCGAAGGUCCCAGAUAAUAACAUAAGGAUACUCCUCACUUCUGCACUCAUCAACAUAAGGGCUUAAUUCCCACCAAGGACUCCGCCACGAAACACUCUGGUGACCAGUAACAUCCGGCGUGGUUUCACCAUUCCUCAAUCUUCAUCAUGGCGCCCCUAACAACUGCGCUGACGACUUUACUCAAAGUCCAGCAUCCUAUCAUGCUGGCAGGAAUGGACCAAGUCGCCGGUCCCAAGCUGGCAGCCGCCGUGACUGCCGCCGGAGGCUUCGGAACUGUCGGCGGAGCACGAUACACGCCAAAGAUGCUUAGAGAAAUGCUCGCCGAGCUCAAGGACGAGCUGAAGGCGAGAGGUUGCGAAGGUGCACCAUUUGGAGUCGAUUUACUGCUCCCACAAGUUGGCGGCAGCGCCAGGAAGACGAACUAUGACUACACAAGCGGCAAUCUGGAGGAACUGCUAGACAUCGUGAUCGAACAUGGCGCCACUCUCUUCGUCUCAGCAGUAGGAGUUCCCCAGCCUUGGGUCAUUGAGAAACUACACAAAGCCGGAAUUCUGGUCAUGAAUAUGGUCGGACAUCCCAAGCACGUGCACAAAGCCUGUGCCGCUGGCGUGGACCUCAUCUGUGCUCAAGGAGGCGAAGCCGGAGGUCAUACUGGUGACAUCCCCAGCAUGGUUCUCAUCCCAGCAUGUGCAGAUAUUUGCGCCAAGUACACUUCACCUCUGACCAAGAAGCCGGUCGUUCUUGUCGGAGCUGGUGGUAUCAAUGACGGGAGAAGUGUGGCGGCAGCGAUGAUGCUCGGCGCAAGCGGCGUAUGGGUCGGCACACGUUUCAUCCCAAGCGUGGAAUCCAAAGCACCAGAAGUCUUCAAGAAUCAAGUCAUCGCUGCUGGGUACGACGACUGGGUGAAAUUGGAAGUCUGGUCUGGAAGACCUUUGCGCGCUUUGAGGAAUCCUUACCUUACAGACUGGGAGAAGAACCGACAGGCUGAGAUCAAGGAUCUGACUUCGAGAGGAAUUGUGCCGCUACCAUAUGAGCUCGACCGAUUGCACGCUGCUGGGAAGUUGACAGAUGAGAUUGAGGAUGGUGCGGCUAUGCGACCAGCCGGAAUUGUGGCGGGAUCGGUGAACAAGCCGAACCAGACUGCGAAGGAUAUCGUAACGGAAAUGGUUGACGAGGCGAAGCGCGCACUUGAUCAAGCCCGACAAGUCUCGCAAGGGACCGGGUCAAAAUUGUAG